Messenger RNA from Drosophila ananassae, 2304 nucleotides. Its product is annotated as protein a6. The transcript has 2 exons. The coding region runs from base 395 to 1720 and encodes 441 amino acids. The record is from RefSeq and is a predicted model, not a curated record. Lineage: Eukaryota; Metazoa; Arthropoda; Insecta; Diptera; Drosophilidae.
UGUUUUUUCUUAUCAGUAUUGUAAAACGUGCUAAGAGCAAUGUUGAGAACCGACACAAGUUUUUUGGCGUCGCAACUUGUAUUUUAAUCUUUCAAGUUGAUAAAUAAUAAAAGAAAAGCCUCUAACUUUGAUCCUUAGAGAGCAUACUGCGGCGGGGGCCGAGUGCCGACGACGGCGAAGCCGCCAUUGCGAGCAAGUGCAGCGCCUUGGAGCGCAACUCUCUGACGCAAUUAUGCAAGUUGCAGCCGCAGAACUAACUGUACCCGCCUCGCCACCCGUGGCAGCACCCCAAGUGGUAGUGGAAGUGGAAGUGGCAGUGCCCCUCAGGAAGAUCCAAUCCCGUACAGCCCAUGAUCCUUGACCGCUCAGAGGAGGAGGAGCAACCACAACCAACAUGAACCAGAGACAUUCCGAACCAUUUUACAUAUCCCCCCGGCUAUUUGAUAACAAGCGGUUGAAGCGGCGCCGCUGCCGGUGGAUGGAACGCCUGAGGGAGCGCCAGAGGCAAGUGAUGGCCCAGAUGCGCUCCCAGGCGCUCGCCUCCAAGACUGAACGCGCCCGAGGGCGAGGUCGGGGGGUGAGGCGACGACCGGGUCGCCACAUAGCCGCUACCCUGCCCGCAGACGUCACCAUUGAUCUGCUAUCGGAUGAGGAUGAAGAGCCAACUGGACCAGCACGAAUCCCCAUCCCUGUUGCAGUCCCAGCCCCAGUGCCCCUACCCGUUACUGUUUCUGUUCCUGCCACCAACAAUCGUCCGCUUAUCCUGCAGCCCAAUAUGUUGUUAAUACCCGCCAGUAACCUCAGGCCACACUUGGCGACCGAGAGCAUCCUCAUAACUAGCGAUGACGAGGAGAUAACCAUCGCCAAAAGACAGCCGCCCAUGAAAAGGAGCUCACCGCCGCCCCUGGCGCCACUCAGCCUGUCGGACACCGUGGAGGAGGUGACCGUGUCGCUGGUGCCGCGCAGCUCCACCACUGCCAACUGCCAGGCGCGGCAGCGGCACUCUCACCCGCCCACCAGUCUACUGAAAACGUGUCGAAGAGCCCCCGCCACAGCCACAACCAACGGACUGGCAGCUUGUGCCUCCUCGAACAGUGGCAGCGACGGCUACCUGGAGGUGGACAUCAACAGCGGCGGCCUGCCCGACGAGACCACCGUCCACACGGUCAUUGCCAAUCGCAUCUACGAGCUGUCGCUGAGCAAGCUUCGCGAGGGCCUGGCCUCCAGUGGAGUGCCGGAGUACUCGCACGACCUGAUGCCGGAGCAUCUGCAGAAGCUGUCGCCCGCAUUGCGCGCCAAGGUGGCUCCCCUAGUGACGCCCUCGCCACCGGCGCCCAUCUCCCUCAAACUGUCCAGUGACCUCAGCAUAUCCCUGAUCUCAGACGACGAUGACUGCGAGAGUGGCGGCGGACACGGGCACGGUCACGGGCAUGGUCAUAACCAUGGUACGGUCCACCAUGGUAGCAGCAAUAGUUGCUUGAAAGGCGGAGCACUGGGUCUUGGUCUGGGCCUGCCGGUGGCGGCAGCAGAGGCCCAUGCUGCUGCCAAGCUCCUGAAGCAGCAGCAACCGCAGCUGUCGGUGGUGCAGCAUUUGCAGUAUACGGGUGGUGGACUGACGGCACCGGUGGCGUUAGCUCUGCCGGUAAUGGCCCACACAUCGGGUGCAUCCCGAGCAGCUGGACUGCCGUUGCAGUUGCCACGACGUCGGAAACUGGGCUAGAGAGGAAUCUGGAGCCAGGAGCCUGGAGCUUGGAGCCCCAACGCCAUAAAUCAUUCCCCCAGAGAGAGAGAGCCGAUCUCCCGGCUAGUAGUGGUUUUUUUUUCUAGCCUCGGCUAGGUUCUAGUGCAAAUAUGGUCUUAGAUGUAGUCAUACCCCCCUCCCCAGUUUAUCCAUCACACUGUCCUCCCAACAGCUCCCAUCUCUUUCAUAAUCCCCCCUCCUAUCGUAUUCCCAUCCCUGUCUUUCUCAUAAUUUUAAGCUUUAAAAAGAAACGAGACAAAAAACGUACAAAGAAAGAGAAAAAAUAUAUAUAUAUAAAUCCCAGAUAUUUGAGAGUCUAAAAGUAAAAAAAAUUUGUAAAAUUUAUAGGAGAGAUUUUAGGAAAUUGGUAAAUUGUGGAAGAGUAAGGCCCAAUAUUUAUACAAAAUACACACACACACACGCAUCAGUUAGCUAUAGGUUUUACUUUACAGUGUACAUUCGAUUAAGUGGAUCAGUCUGUAUUACUUUUAAAUGAUCAAGAAUCGACCUACAAAUCGGAAUAAACUUUUCUUGUAUAUACCUGUUUAUAGGUUAACAUUUUA